Molecule: messenger RNA, 1357 nt
Organism: Plodia interpunctella (Indianmeal moth)
Lineage: Eukaryota; Metazoa; Arthropoda; Insecta; Lepidoptera; Pyralidae
Product: modifier of mdg4-like
Exons: 2
Coding region: 126-1085 (319 amino acids)
Biological process (GO): regulation of transcription by RNA polymerase II
Cellular component (GO): nucleus
Molecular function (GO): protein binding
Source: RefSeq, a predicted model, not a curated record
GUGUCCAUGUCAUAGUUUGAGAUUUGUCAGGUUUGUGUGAGUGAGUGCGUUAUCCUGGAUUUGUGGAUUGCGAAUUAUUUUUAGUGAUUAAUUUAGUUUGUUUUCUUUCUAUAAUCAAUUGCGAUAUGAAUAAUGCGCCGCAGUUUUCUCUACGCUGGAACAAUUAUGUUACCCACGUAACAGAAGCGUUCAACACGCUGCGAUUUGAGAAUGAUUUGGUGGAUGUCACUUUGUACUGCGAUGGUGGCAAAAUUAAGGCCCACAAAAUGCUAUUAUCUGCUUGCAGCAGUUAUUUCAAGCAGAUUUUCAAAGAGAAUCCCUGUCAGCAUCCUGUUGUUAUUUUCAGAAACUUCAAGUAUGAAGACUUAAAUGCUAUCAUAAAUUUUAUGUAUCAUGGUGAAGUCAAUAUAUUUCAGGAACAGUUGGAAUCGUUUCUUAUUACAGCUGAACUCCUGGAAGUUAAGGGUUUAACUGACAAUGCGGAGGAAGAGCCGUCCAAAGCUCACAUCAGAAUGAGUGAUGCUUCAUUAGAUUUAAGUUCCAAAUCAAGUAGAGUUACUGAAGAAACUGUGCCUGUACCUAUUGUAAUGGAUGAGCCUAUAAAUUUAGCAACCAUGCAAAGUGUUCGUGAUGAGUACAUUCCACAAACUAAUGUAGCACAAAAUAUUCCAGACCAAGAUACUGAAGCUAUAGAAAUAGUUCAACCACAGAUUUCUAAGAUUGAAGAAACUGUGACUACUCGAUCCAAAGCAGCUGAAAGAGCUGUGACAGAGGAUAUGCAGGUUGACAAUCAAUCAACAUCAGCUGAAGAUUUAUCAGAGAAAAGUAACCCUGAAUCUGAUUUGGCAAAAUUCCGCUGCCAACUGUGUCCGAAAGGCUUUAAACAUCCAACAUCUUUGACAUUACACAAAGAUUCUCAUGCAGGAAAAACACAAUGUCCCGUGUGUCACAGGUCAUUUUCCAGAUCCUAUGACAUGAGGAGCCAUCUUCAAAGAAUACAUCAGGGAAAACAAUUAACUAUAAAAGAAAUAAGAUAUAAGAGCAACAAUGAUAAUGUCGCUAAGCAAUUUACUCAUCAUAUUUAAUUAUGUGAUUAAUUUUAAUUAUUAUAUUAUUAUGGUAACUCUAUUUUACUUAUAAAAUAUGCACUUAGUGUGAAAAGCCUAUUAAGAUGGAAUGAAAUGUUGUAAUUUAAAGUGUAUAAAGAAUAUAAAAGUUGCUUAAGAUAAUCUUAAUGGAAUAUAUUUUAUUUACUAUGUUUAUGUCACAAAACUUGCUCAGUGCUCUAGCUUUGGCUAUUUUUGUACUAGUCUGUAACAAUAUUAUUAUUGUUUUUAUAUAAAUUGUUUCUAUUAUA